Molecule: messenger RNA, 1414 nt
Organism: Condylostylus longicornis
Lineage: Eukaryota; Metazoa; Arthropoda; Insecta; Diptera; Dolichopodidae
Exons: 4
Coding region: 123-986 (287 amino acids)
Source: RefSeq, a predicted model, not a curated record
UUUUCAUAAAGUCACUAACAAAUCUUUCAUGCGAAAAUAUUUAAUUUUAUAUAUAUUUUUAUUUCGAAAUUUAAGUUUAUAAUAUAUAAAAAGUUUGAAUAAAGGUGAAAAUAAAAUUAAGAAUGAGUUUUGCAAGAUAUGAAGUAGCCACAACUUCUGGAAACUCGACUAAUAGUGAGCGUUUUACAUAUGAAGAGAUAAUUUUUUUAUUGGACUUAUGCGAAAAACAUUGUAUUAUAAAUCAAAGCCAAACGAAAGGGUACAAUUUGGUACGUGCAUUUACGCCAAUUCAGCACGAAAUGUUAGACGGAGGGUACAAUCGAAGUUUAACUCAAAUAAUAGAUAAAUUUCGAAAAUUGAAACUACGUUUUGUACAUUCAUAUUUGGCACGUAAAAAAGGUAAACCAGCAAUGGCCAACCGUUUUGAACACUACAAACGUUUUGAAAAAUUAUUAGAAAAUGCCAAAGUAGACAUAGAUACAUUUAUCAAAAAAUUUUCUAAAAAAAACUCUAAAAUAUCCGAAGAUGACAUGGAUUAUGAAAACAUAAAAGAUGAAAGUAAUUCAAAUAAUGCGUUUGAUCAGGAAAACUGUGAUGAUUUCGAACAGAUUACUAUGGAUGAUAACGAUAUAAUAGAAAAAGAAAUUUUAAUAAAUGAUGAUUUUCAAAAUGAUGAUACAGAAGAUUAUUUAACUGAAAAUAUGGAUAUAAAAAUUCUACCACAUUUUCAAACAUCAUCUUCAUCAAGUUACAUACCACGAAAUAAUGAUACAAGAGGUUUGUCGUUAUCUGAACGAACCGUAAUUUUGCUAGAACAAUUAGUUCCGAGUUUUAAGAAAGCACAAGAAGAAUUACAAGCAGAAUUUUUCCGUCAACAAAAGGAACUUAUUCGACAACAACAAGAAUGGGAAGAAAGGAUUUUAGAUGAGGAAAGAGAAUAUUUUACAAAAGUAUUAGCUAGAUAUAACACCAAUUCACAAGAUUAAAAAAGGAAAUUGAAUUGCUUGGCCAUUUUAAAAAUCGCACUAAUUUUUUAGUAUAAUAUUUUUUGUACAUAUUAUAUCUUUGAUUAAUUUCAUAUUAGAAAAAUACUAAGUAUUAAAUAUAUUUUGGUAAAUAAUCAGAUCUGUCAUGAAUUUCACUCAUAGAAUCCUACGAAUUACGAACAUAACUACGACGUAGUCUUUUGAAUGAUCACAAAUUCCUUUCGUAAAGAUUAUGAAUCACCAAUGGAAGUAUCACUUUUCGGAGCGUCACAAUCAGUAUUUUAAUUCUACUAUCAAAUUUUUAUUUACAUAUAUUUUUUGGUUACUAUUUCAGUAAGCCAUUUCCAUACAAAAGGAUAUUUUUUAAGAUAUUCAUACAAUAUCUUAAAAUAUUAUUCAAUAUUUUUUAAAAUAUUUUUUUGUAUGAA